AUGGAGUACAAUGUCAAUUCUCCCCUUCACUGCAAACUCUCAACAUUUUUAUGCAGCAUCAAAAUUUCAUAUUUAACUUGGCAUUGUAUUGCUUCCAGGUAUCAGAAAUCGAAUAACGGGAAUUUUCCAUCUCUUAAUCUUACACACAAAGAAGUUGGUGGCUCUUUCUACACAGUGCGAGAAAUCGUUCGAGAGAUUAUUCAAGAAAAUAGAGUGUUGGGUCCAGCAAAAUUGUUUUCAGAAGACGAUGACUCUCGGUUUCUGGAAAAACAUCCAGUAGGAUCUAUUUCUUUUGAUCCUCAAAAUGGUUUGCCAUUAUCAGAUAAAACUAAUGCUGUGAAACAUGCUCCAUCCAAUCAAGAUGAAAUAACCAGUGGAGAUCACAUUUUUAAUUUUAACCUGCAGUUUCAUGGAACUGAGCCAGUGGCAUUGGACAAUAAACCGUUAGUUAAUGAACUAAGCAAUGCAGAUGAAAAAGAUGGAGGAUCUGACGAACCCAGAAUGAGUCAAAAGUGUGUGGAUGACCAAAUUGUCAACGAUAGCGAGAUGUUCGAAAAAGAUCAAGAAUGUCAUAAACCAACCAUAGCAAAUACUAUUCCCAUUCCUCGAGACACCACCUGUGAAACUUCUGUCCUAUCUAGUGGGAUGUUUCGUCAACCAGAGAGUCAGAGGCUUAGUGAUGAACAAAUUUUGGAUAAGAGCAGUCAGAUAAAUGAACCAACAAAAGCUGUGACAUACAUGGAGGCGGUAGCAAAAGAGAUUCUGGAUAGAGAGAAAGAUAUAGUGAAAGAACUAGAAACAUCAGAAGCCAUAAUGUCUCAUAAGAAACCUGAGGAUUUGGUGGAGACAUUUCCGUUAACGGCCGUUUCUAAGAGAAUUCACGACAUGGAUGAAGAAGAUAGCAAGUUAAGCGAUGUAUCUGGGACCUUGGAAGAUAGGGCAACUCAUCAUGAGGGAAUAAUGUUUACUAAGAGCUUGUCUGCUUUAACUUAUGGGAAGGUUGAGGAAAAACUUCCAUCUUUGGGAAGUUCAGACAUUGUGACAACUGCCGAAGCCACUACGCUUGAUGGUAGUAUUGUUAAAAAUGUUGAAGCAAAGGAUUCGAUGCCUGAUGGAACUAAGGCCUGUGAUUCUCCCCAGCAGCCGAUUCUGAAGGAGUCCACUGCUGUCGUAAGAAAACCUUAUGUUCAAGAUAAUGGCAGUUUUCAGAAAGAAAGUAAUCCCAUGCUGGACAGGAUUAAUCUUGAAACGUGGGAAGGGACGUCAAAGAAAUCACCAGACCCUAAUCCACUUUUGACCUUACUCAAGGGAUUUAUCAGUGCUUUUGUGAAGUUUUGGACUGAAUAAGGUUUUUUAGUUUUUCCUUCCUGCAUUUAGAAUCUGAUAGUAAUUGAGUCAGUUGCUGCUAUGUUCCCCUGUGAAAGAAGAAUUAUUUGUUGACGUGAGGAUUCAAAUGCCAUAUUUACUAGACGGCAGAGAGCAACAUGUUAGUUGAUUUUAGGUUUUUUACUGCUUUUUCGUUGUCAAAUUUAGAGACCACUGUGCAAAAAUUUCAAGUUUGGGGGAGGGGGAAACAAAGUGCUGUUUACUCUCUUUAUAAAGCUUAAUAUUCGCAUGACAACAGCGAACCUUUUAAGCGAAUAAGAUUACAAGAUGAGAUUGAUGAUUGAGUGGAGAUAUUAUAUGGGAUAGACUUGAUUUUAAAUUUA
Messenger RNA from Olea europaea var. sylvestris, 1709 nucleotides. RefSeq lists its product as uncharacterized. The transcript is spliced from 5 exons. Lineage: Eukaryota; Viridiplantae; Streptophyta; Magnoliopsida; Lamiales; Oleaceae. The record is from RefSeq and is a predicted model, not a curated record. Bases 1 to 1347 code for a protein of 448 amino acids.